Molecule: messenger RNA, 13083 nt
Organism: Triplophysa rosa
Lineage: Eukaryota; Metazoa; Chordata; Actinopteri; Cypriniformes; Nemacheilidae
Product: zinc finger protein 469
Exons: 5
Coding region: 606-11945 (3779 amino acids)
Source: RefSeq, a predicted model, not a curated record
AGACCGUUGUCCCGGCCGAGCUUUCCCCGGUGUUCCCGCCAACAGCUGUGAGUUUGCCCGGUACCCUGCUGCGAAACUUUACAUCACGGUUCCUGGUUUCUUGCUGUAGGAUCCCAAAGACAACAUAGAUCUACAGGAGACACCUCAUGCCUCUUUUCAUUUGGAUCUGGCCUGCAGACGUCGACAUCUGGUCAGCUGGCAAAAUUCCCAGAACGUAGAAUUGGAGUGCCGAGACUGGGGGCUGCACUGCUCCAUUGCACUCUCUCCCUCUUUCUUUCUCUCUCUCUCUCUCUCUCUCUCUCUCUCUCUCUCCCUCUGUCUCUCUCUCUCCUCGCAUGAGUGCUUGGUCUAAACGUGCAACACAGGAACUGCAGCGGCAGAUAUGAACCUCUCAGUUGUCCAGACUUCACAAGCGUGUAGAACUCCAAGAUGACGGAUGAGCAUUCAGUCGUCGGACAAAUGAAGAGAUAAGAAAGAGAGGGAAAUAAUCCUGUGCUUCAAGAUUCUGUUACCAGAGGCUCAUUGAUUCUGACUGAAACAUCAUGUGUCUAUGUCACAGACUGUGCAGAUAAGGACCGACAUGCUGAACUAGCCACACCGGCAUCAUGACUGAAGAGACCAAACAGUCCUUGGCUGCCAAAGAGCUGGAUAAUGAGUCUAAACAGAAAGAUAAGACUGCUAUGGAGCACAAAAGCUUAAAAAAGUCCCCUGAGCACUUUCAAAAUAGGAGUCUGGAGCCACAGGCAGUGAACAAUCUUGCUAAAUUUGCUGAAAAAGAGAGGGACAACACACAGCAACGUGAGGCUGUUAUUCGGCCACAGCAGGCUGGAAAGAUCGAUUUUAAGUCACUACAGAAUCAUUCAUUCAACAGCAACAGGACAUGGCCUAGCGGCAAGGACAGCCCUCAGUCUCCAAGUGGCAAAAGUCGAAAUAGAGAUAAGAGUAGAAAGUCGGGGAAAGGAGAGCGUGGCAACCCGCAGCAGCUGUACAGACUGAGUAUUACUAAUCCACGCUCAAAUCCCACAAUCGGGAUAGCCUAUCCUCAGCAGAAGGUCUCACCUCCAAAGAAGAUCGAGUCCAGCAGGGGCCCUGUCUCAGGCAGCUACAGGUUCCAUGUGCCAAGUAUUCCAGAGCGAGAGGUAGAACUGCAGCAAGAGGAGCUACAGUUCAGAUGUUUCCAGGAGGGCUCCCCCAACCUUACCUCUCAAAGCUAUACCUCACAGGCAAUUGGCUCCACCUCUGUAGGACCUGCUCAACAGAAUCCACCAUCCACCCCACAACAACAGAAACCCAGCUCAAUCGAGACCACCACCACCACACCUGGCAAUGAAAAUGUAUUUCCUGACUUUCAACUAAGUGAAACAGACACGUGGCAGUCUCCUGAUAGGACUUUUAGAAACUCUAAUUUUGGAAUACCUUCACAAAAGCCAAACAACCUUGUGGACUUAAACAAGGCCAAUGGUGGUUUUAUGCCUUCACCAUUUCAGUAUGGGUACCCACUGUUAGAGGACUCAGCCUCAGAUUCUUUUACCUGCAAUCAGAAUACCCAGUCGCAUGACUACAUUGAUAUUUCUCUUACCCCUAACCAGGUUUCCCAUAAUUCUUUUACCUUUCAAUCCUCUGCAGAGAGUCAUGAGGUCAUGCAAACUAGCACACAGUUUGGUAAUGAUCAGACAGAGGAUAAACAGUCAUAUACAUCACAUCCUAAACCACCCCAAUACAUGCAGACAGCACAUGGUGUGCCACCUUCUGUCCCCACCAAUGAUGAAAGCUCGGUAUCAAGUAUUCACCAAUCAGAGCUGAGUAAGAGUGUUCAAGAUAAAUCAGAUUCUUUUAAUCCGACAGACAACCGAGACACAGGCCUCGCAGUAGGGGGCAAGGCAGGCUGCCAUCAUAAAAAUGGCUCCACUAGCCAGAGAGUUCUUGUUCAAGGUCUACAUCAUAUCAGAAAUAUUGCACAAGGUCCUAGUUCCCAGAUACAUGUAAUUAGCCCUCCACAUCAUGGUAUUCAAAUUGGCUCAAUGGCUCUUGACAAAGGUGUCAGUAAACACCAUAGUAGGGUUUCACACCCAUGGGAGGGACCAAACAAAUCUUUUCAACCACCACUUAUAGAUCACACCCCGACACCUUACCCUUUUCAGUACCAGCCUUCUCCAGAACAAAAACAAAACACUGGCAUUAGCGGUCGUAUGCCAUGGCAGCAAAUAUGCUAUACAACUGCCAUGCCAAACCAGAAUAGGAUUGAUCUUACCAGGCAAUUAAGCAAUCAGCAGCUCACUUUUUUGAUAGGCCCAUCAGACUGGCAAGAUGACAGUAAGCCAAACAAAAAUAGCAACCAGAAAAGUUCUAACAAUAUUAUUAACAAGACGACAAAUGAGGGCUUCUCACACCAAAGGCAAGACAAUGUCAAACAAGGUUGCAACACAAUUCCACAGAGUCAUUUUACAAACAAGGUAGAAACAAAUCAAAGCCAGGUGGGUAAUUCCAAGAACAAGUCAUUAUACUUUGGUAUUAACCACUCAGGACCUGUGACAUCAUCAGGAAACUUUAGCUACCCUCCUUUACAUGUAGCACCAGUAGGGCUGAGGAUGGUGUCUCCAUAUGACUCUCCUACACAUUCACCUACUCAAAAUCCAACACCUAGCAGUACAUGCUCUUCACUCUCCCCAGCAUCCACAAACUCUAUUAACAGUAACUCUGAUGACAGCCAGAUUUCCAAAGUUCUAUCACCUCAGUUUUAUCAACAGCAACAGGAUAAAGCAUUGAUAUCAUCCAAUAUCCUGAACAAUAGCCAGCAUCACUACCAUUCAGAAGCUUCCAAAGGCCUGCACUAUAAACAAGAAAGAACCAAAGAGAACAUUUUAGGUUUCAUACCAAAUAACAGGCACUCAAAGGCCAACAUGGACAAUGCAAAGGGCUGUUUAGACACCUACAGAACAGAACACCCUCCCCCACCUCCAUACUCUGCACACCAACUAUCAUUAGCCACAGCAAACCUUGACCAGCUGGAUGUGCUUUUGACAUGCAAGCAAUGUGAUCAGAAUUUUAACAACCUUGCUUCUUUUCUUGACCAUAAGCAAUACUGUGGACAGCAUACAUUUGCACAAAAUGACUUAAAAGAUUUGCCAAAAGUGGAGGACAUAAGGAAAUUUCAGACAGACCACACAAAAGCUGUGUCAUCUGGAUCCAGUUAUGCAAUUGUACGCAGUUCUUCUGAUUUGCAUCUGUCUCUGCUUGGACUGAACAAGAAUGGGGAGAUAGUGCCAGAUAAUGAAACAAAAGGAGAUAUAAAAGAUGACCCAAUGAAACUGAUGUUGCCGUCUGCACCCCUGCCUGAUUUAGAGAUGGAAGAUCCUAAACUGGAUAGCCUUAUCACAGAGGCUUUAAAUGGACUAGGUUAUCAGUCUGACAAUGCAGAGAUUGACAGCAGCUUUAUUGAUGCAUUUGUUGACGAUGACCUCACCACUACCAAAUGCACAUCAACAAGACAAGGUCUGACAAUCAAAGACUCCACAGUGUUUGACGGGAGAACUAACAAUGAAUUAACGACCAAAGCACAUGACAAAUAUCCAUUUGAUUCAGACUUGGAGAGCCUAAGGUCUGACAGAAAACAAACAAACAAACACCAACAUCAAUCAGUGCAAAAUAAGGAAACCUCUCCAAAAGAGUGCCAGUCACAAGAAUCCCUCAAACUAAUUGAGUGGGAAACAAAAAAGUCAGAGAAAAAAGAACAGGAAAAUGACUAUGGUUCUAAGUUCCUUUUAUCAAGCAAGUUUUCUGCAAGAUGUGGGCUUAACAGAUUGAAAAACAGCACAUCAUUCGUUAAAUGUCCCAGAUCCACCUCUGUCACCAAAAGUUCUUCCACUCACAAACCAAUAGCAACAGAGGGAAAAAGGAAAAGAAGUGGUGGUGGAAGCUGGAGCAAAGAGCUCAUUCACAAAAUUGUUCAACAAAAGAACAAGUUGCACAAGCUCCAUGUAAAAGGCACUAAAAACAUGCAAUUCUCACUUGUGAUGGAGAGAGUGACUCCUGCAGUACAGACACCCACUUUCCGGGAGUAUGACUAUGUUUCAGACUCGGAUGAGGACUGUGAGCCUGUCAAGAUAGCCAGUCAGGGACGCCUUAGUCAGAGCAUUCGCUGCAAGUACACAUACACUAAAGAGUGCAAGGGUAGGAUACGUGCCGACAAGAGCCGGGAAAGUUCAUGGAAACAAAACAAAAAUGAGUGCUUUGAAGCUAAAAAAGCUUUAGACACCUCUCCUUCCUUAAUGCAAGAAAGCCCUGGUUACCAGAGAUUGCGAAGACGAAGCAGUAGGUCUUCCACAAGCAGUGAACUCAGCACAUCUAUAAGUAUUUGUAGCGAUAGCAUGAGUAGCCCCAAGAGUAUUGAUCAUACGGAUUCAGACUCUGAGAAAAGAAUGGAAAUACACAGAAAAGAUCAAGAAUCACUUCAGCAGAAUGGGUAUGAGGAUUCUCCGCCAAGGAUACGGAAAGAGUCUAGUACAUCACUGGCUUUGACCUUCACAAAAAAUACAAAAAGGUACAGCACUGAUAAAAUAUUACUCACUGAACACAAGGACAGUUUCACUACUUCAAAAUGUUCAAGUAUUUUCUGCAAGACUGAAGAGACUGCAUCUGAACGUACAAUGACCAAAAGCACUGUGAGCCUUGCAAGAUUCAAAACAACUCGAGUGGAAAUAGAGGAAAAAGGGGACCACUAUGGAUUUGAGACAGAAGUUCUUUCCACCACAGAAGAGCCUUUCAAAAAAGAUUAUACAACAGAACCCACCAACAACAGAGAAUCCAACCAUGUUUUUAAACUCAAAAAAGAUGUUUCAUCAAAGGGAAAAGCCCACAAAAAGAGAACAAACAGUUCUGAAUCCUCUGGAACAAUUUUGGAGAAAAGUAGCAAUGACAAUCCGUCCAGUGAAGAAGCCAAGAGAAGCUCAAGUCAUCCAUUUUCUGAACCCCCACCUGUUUGCAGUUCUUCCACGGAAAAAGUCUGUUCAUCACCUUCAAAAAUCCAUGAUGUUUCACCACAGAAAGAUGGGCCAUGUCUAAUGCCUUAUCCUUCAGAUCAUGAUCAGAGUCUUAUAAAGUCACCACUUUCUUUUGACACAACAUCAAUGUUUGGUGACCUUUCCGUGGGAGGUUUUGAGAACAAUCUUUAUCCAGAUAUUCAGCUUUCCAAAGAGAGCUUUAGCCCUUCGGAAACCACAGCAGAUAAGAAGGAACUGUUUGAAUCCCCAUUCUCACCAUUCUUUGAGCAAAAGGAUUGGAAUCUGAUGGUUGAUGUUACUCCUGUGCUACCAGAUGAGAUACAGUACAAAGAUGACUCAGACUCGAAUGAGAAUAAGACCAAUUUUAAUCAUGUACCCUUUUCUUUGCCAGAGAAAUUAAUGGACUACAAUGAAAAACUCAACAGCACUGUGUCAGUUGAUGAUCUGGAAAUAAAAAGGAUUGUUACAGAGCUUGAGAGUCAGCUCCAAACAGCCAAUCUGAGCAGUCCUCCGCCAUUAGACAGUGAACUACCUAAACAGCUAACCAUGAGCAAAUUCUCUCCACUUAGACUUGACCCUGAAAGUGAAGAUGAAGACAGCAGUUUGGAGAUGAAUUGUCCCUCAGAUAAAUUACCAAUUGACCCACCUGUAGAAUCAGAUUCUGCACUGUUCUCAGAUCCAGAUUUACCUUGGAGCAGCCCUCUCCAGUUUAGCAUAAUGUGUGGACAGCAAGGCCUUCAUACUCCAACGCAUGCCUCUGCCAUCAACACACCAAUUGAUUCAGAUCAUGAUGAUUUGGAUUUAAAGGACAGCACACGGCUCAGUGAUUCAAAGACAGAAAAUUGUUCAUCUCUGCAUCUAGAGGACAAAAAUGAAGAGAAUAGGUUCUUGGACCUUUCCACCAACAAGUCAGAAGAGAUGCUUGAACAAAAAAUGUACACAGAAAAUCUGAUGAAGAGCCUGGAAGUGAUCUCAGAUUCUUUGUCCUCAGGGUUUACGUCACCUCAUUUAUCUCCUAAUCAAGAUUGCAGGGUUCUUGAGGAACAUGAGAAACAAAACAGUGGACACUCAGAAUGCACCGAUGAGUCAGAAAAAGUGGAAUCUACAAGUUCAAAACCAGAAGUGACAGAGCUCUCAGUGGACACAAACAUAUUUUCAGGUCAAAUAGAUAAGUUAACAACCAUUGACACUGCUGGAACAAAAUCAGACAAUGUAAUUAAAGAGAGCCUUGAUGAUAGUAAUGUCACUCUUCAUAUUGAAGAAUUAGUUGUUAAUGAACAACAGCUUGCUGAGGGCUCCUUCGAGAGUCUUCAAAAUAAAUGCUUUGAGGGCUCAUCAAACGAAAUUGACCCUGAAGUCUCCAUAUAUAAACACAAUGAUUGUGACUCUUUAGUUGACCAGACUGAAAAGGCUGAGAGUGAAACAAACUUUGAUGUAAAAGAGUCCAUGAAUUUUACACACAGACUACUGCUCAACAAAACUGCUACAUUUUCAACAUACAAAGCCAUAUCAAAAGAUGAAAACAUCAUGGCUGUAGAAGGACACAAAUAUGAUGCUAAGGAAUCAAAUAUAGCACUAGAACCUAUUUCUGAAGGGAAUGAACACACAUCUGACAUAACAGAGGGAGCAACAGACAACCCCUCUGAAAUGGUCAACCGGGUACCCCUUUCAAGUAUCAAGUCUCCUUGUAGUGAAAACCAGUUGUCAACACAUUCACAACACAAUAGAAUUUCUGAAAUGAAUUCACAACAGGUCCCUUCUCCGAAAGAGCAUUCUGAGGUUCACAAUAACCAUGACUGUACAGGCAGUGUGCAAGAAGCAACGACUGAUAUCUCAUUGUUUCCUGCUAAAUCAGAAUGUGAAGAGAAUCAACAAAAUAUUCCUCCAACUAUGACUCAGUCCCCUCAGUUUUCCAGCAACUCUGUCCAAAGUCCUUCUGAGCUAAGAGAUAACAGUAUACUUCCAGGUGGUUUGAAUGAUGUUAGCACAGUUAACCCUGCAAAGAGUGAAAACAGACCAGCAUUAGAAGACAAAAAAUCAAAAGACAUAAAUACUGGGACAUCAGUAGAUACAUUUGAUUCACCAGCAACAGGGUUCGAUAAUUCAUUUAUUCCCCCUCUGGAUUUGGUAGAAAUCUCAGAAAGGAACAUGUCUAGCCCAAGAAAACUAUUGGUGGAGGACAGCAUCUCAGAACAGCCUUCAAGUGAGACUCCUGAGCAUUCCGAGGAAUUGGAUGGCUCUCAAGAAAAGAGUCCACUGUAUGAUUUGAAAUUAAGCCCUCUAAAUUACAGUGAAACCUGUUUCAAUGACUACAACUUUACCUCUAAAUGUUUAAACAAAGAUGAUGACCAGUAUGAUAUCAAAUCAAGCUCCAAAGACAAUUUAAUUCUCAAUGCCUGUGCUCUCUCCCUUGAAAAAACAUUGACAUCCAGCCCACCUCAUAAUCCAAGUGAAAAUGAGCCAACUAUACAGGACCACUUGGCUAGACUUGACAUACCUGAUAUGUCUAUUAAUGACAAUAUGAAUCACAAUGUCAAAUAUUCAAGUAUUCCAAUUUCCUGCAGUAGCUUUGUUGAAGAAGUCACUCCAGUUGACUCUGUACAGUUCACAAAACUUAACCAAAAUGAGAUAAAUGGUUGUCAUGUUCCACUUGAAACAGUUGAUUUCAUGAAUAUGCACCUGAGUCUUCUGAAGAAAACAGAUUCUGAGAAGCUGGAAAAUCUGAUGAUCCCCACUGAGCAUGAUGUAUUGUUAAGAUCCACUGUGCUGGAUAAGGACUUAAAACCAAUAUCCAUUGAUCUUACAUGCCCAUCUGUCCACCAGUCUUUAAAGCAAAAUGAGACAAAAACCUCACCUAAAAAGGGUAGCACACAUAAUGCAGUUCAAGGGAAAUUUCAGUGUGAAAUAUGUACAAUGUUCUUUCGCACUCUACCUGGACUUAAAAGACACAAAGCCAUGAAGCAUGUGGUAAAAACAGGAAGGGUUUCAACUACUGAAAAUCUAAAUAUGAGCAGUCAAGACUUCGUGCCCACUUAUCAUGCGUCACAACCAAUGGAAAGAGCUCUAAAAGAGAGCAUGGAUGUUAUGGAUCCAGCUGCUUUUCUGAAUCCAAAGAUAGAUGAAAUUUCAGUUGGACAAGGACAGCAAGUACAGUCACCUUUGAUGUUUGAAGGAACUGGUGAUGCUGGCAUGUCAAACAUCCCAGUAAAGUAUGAUCUGAAUCAGACCACAGUUGUAAAUGCAAAAGCAAACAAUAAUAAAACAGCAAAGAAUAACAAUAUGGACAUAAGCAAUGAACUGUUUGCUCCAAAAAUGGUAAAGCAAGACUCUUUUUCAGAUGAAAUACUUAAUAUACUUAAAGCAGAUAUAUUGCAGGCUAUCUCUCCAAAUUUCCCCUCUUUGAUGCAACAAAAUUGUCCUAAGCUACCUGAAAAGCAGGGCCUAAAGAGCAGCCAGAGCUAUCAUGAAGUCAAAGUGAGCGAAGAACAGAAAGACAUGGAAACUGUCAGCACCAAAGAGCAAAAGGACAAAUCUACAAAACGAGUUGGCCAUGAUGAUGAUGUUGUGACAACAUACUGUGAUGUUAAUCCUACAUAUGUUCACACAGAAGCUGUCCAUUAUCCACCUGAUGAUUCUUCCAUUGAUAUCAAGUGUGAAAACACCUGUUCUCCCAAAGACAGCCACACGCUUAUUGGUACUUCAGGACUAGAACCUGAUCUUAACAAUUUCUAUGAUGAUGAAAGCACUUUUUCUCAAUUAUUCCCAAGAAAUGAUGACAGGAAAAGGAAGAGAUGUGCAAGAGUCUAUGGUAAAAGCAACAAAAAGCAAAAACAACUGUCCUGUUUAGUUUUAGACUAUCCUCCCUCUAAUGUGUUUAUGGAUAAAUGUGUGGAGUCUAAAGAGAAAAAGAUAGGCAAGAUGUUUACCAAUGAUUCAAAUGACCACUGUGAAUUUGAAACCAUAUCAGUUGAUGAUGCUAACAUGCUUGAGAUGUGUCACAAAAGCUCAGUUGAGAGUUCUACAGAGAGCACAUGUCCCUCAAAAGAUUACCUAAUGGAUCAUCAGACUGCUUAUGAGGAAAAUGCAGAAACUGACAUAAGAGAAUUCCUGUGUGAGACUGAGGGCACAAUUACACAACCUAUAGUACCUCAGGAUGAAUUUCAAGGUACUGACAAAGAAAACACAGUGUCAUCGGUUUCGCAACAAGAUUGUAAACCAGAAGUUUCUAGCACAGCUUCCCCUUACCAACUAGUCUGUGUACAAGAAAAUGACUCUCACUCCCCAAGCAUCGAGAUCCCAAACAUUGCUACCAUAAAGCUUCCUGUACCCUUUUUUGAGCCUGGGAGGGAUAUGCCAUUGAUUGAGCCCAUUGCAAGCACUGAAUUGAUAGACCCUGUAAGACCUGACAAAAACCCUAUUGAGCGAAAGGGUAGGAAACGCAUUGAACCUGGACUGAAACCCAAGGAUAAGCAGUAUAAAUGCAAAGUGUGUUUCACAUGGUUUCUCACUUUAGGCGAACUUGAUUUCCAUAAGCUCUCUCACAAUCCUUCACCUCCCCCAACUUGCUAUAUGUGCGUCCAGCGCAAAUUUAGCUCGCGUGAACAGCUUCGGGAUCAUCUCAGGGAGAAACACGCCAAGAACAAAGCAGGUGUUUGGACUUGUGGCAUGUGCUUGAAAGAAAUCUCAGACGUCUGGAUGUACAAUGAACACCUGCGUGAGCAUGCCACACAAUUUGCACGAAGAGGCCAGUCACAGAGUUCGCUCUUGGACAUGCCUGGAUGUUUCAUGCAGGAAAAUGCAGUGAAGAACUUUAUAUCAUCAAUAAUGCAACAUAGACCCAGCAGAUCUACAAAAGCAGACCAUGUUAAACAAUCUAAAGUGGAGAGAAUGUCUUCCUUAGAUGGUAAAAGCCACGAACCAAACAUUACCGAAGGGUUUGAUUCCACAGCUCUGAAGAAUAAAACAAAUAUCGGAGGAGGUAAACACUGCACACUGACAACGCUUGAGGUUUUACCUAAAGCAGAAACUUCUUCAAAAAAUGCUGAGAUGCAUCCUAAUUGCAAAGACCCUUCAAGGGACUGCCACCACUGUGGAAAGCAGUUUCCAAAGCCCUUUAAGCUUCAGCGCCAUCUUGUUGUUCACAGCUUGCAAAAGAUUUUCCUAUGUCACAAAUGUCCAGUGUCUUACCAAGAGGCAAAGGAGCUUAAAGAUCACCUGAAAAAUGAGCAUGAGGAUGCAGAUGAGCCAGACUCAAAGCACACUACUCUCUAUACUUGUGAACUUUGCGCUGAUGUCAUGCACGUAAUCAAGAAGUCCUUUAUAUGCAGUACCUGCAACUAUACCUUUUCCAAAAAGGAGCAGUUUGAUCGCCACAUGGAGAAACACCUUGCUGGAGGGAACAAGAUCUUCAAGUUCAGAGGGGUUGUAAGACCUUGUAAGCCUUUUAGUUCAAGAGAUGAUAAAUCUGACAUGCCGCCAAGCAAGAAGAUGAAGGCAACUGAAAGCAACUCAGACAAUGCCAUUGAUGACACACCGUCACUCAAUUUAAACGACAGCAUGCAAGGUAUAAAAUCAGUGUUAAACAUCAUAGAUGACACUGCACAGAGUAGUUUCGAUGAGCAUUCUACAGACGCAAAUACCAGUGUGAAAAUUGAAGAUAUAACUGAGGACUUCCUUGAUGUUGCCAGGAACAUUACACAGUGCCUGGUGCAAAACAAUUCUACUGAACAGACUCUUUCCACAACCGAGGUAAAGGAGGAGGACAAUAACUGCUCACAGUCUCAAGCAAGUGAGACUUGUAAGGUCAUUACAAUUGAUAAAGAAGCUCUGACAGAGAUUUGUGAUGUUAAAAUAGAAGAUGACUGUUGUGCAGUUCCAACUACAUUAUUAGUUUCAGAAAAUCACAUAACUGAGAGUAAUAUCAAAUACAGCAGAGAAAAUGUGGAGAAAAACUCAUCAGUAAUCCUGGAAAAUGCAUCUGAACAAACAGAAAUCCAGGAUCUAAGUCUAUGCACUACACCAGUCUGCAGUCAAUUGAACAUCUUGGCAAAUCAAGACAUACAAGGACUCUCAUCUUGCAUUGGCUUUGACCUCUCAUCUGUGAGGCAGUCUUCAAGUGAGACAAACCAAUUGAAUCAGGAUCAAACAAUCAAGGAGUCAUUCUCUGUCAAAAGUAAUGAGAAUAAACAGGAUGCUCACACAACACCUAACAAUGAAAAGACAACUUCUGGUUCGGUUAAGUACAUAACUGCAGUCAGGUCUGAGGACAAUCCGAAACAAAGUUUUGAAAACAAUCCAAGGUGCCUCAGUAGCACUGAUGCUGCACUCAGUCACUCACGUCACACCAACAUUGGUCACAGCUCAACUACAGGUGAAGACAAGGACACCAAACAGAAGAAGAGGAAAGAAUUAAAGACACCUCACAGUUCUCAUAGAAUACCAUCCCCAACAGCUAGAGAAAAUCUUGGCAUUGACCCAAGGUUAAAAAAGAAGUUCAGACCCAACAGGUGUGAAAAUAUUGAUGGACAACGAAAAUCAGAUCUUCACAAUGAAUAUCCAGUGCUUACCUCGGUUAAGGAUGACACAGUCAGUAAUAAGAUAGUCACCAAGAACAAGAUAGGGUCUUCCACUCUUGGCCUUCAAUUAAAGAAAAGUUCUGUAGAUAGCUUUUCGCCUAAAAAGGUGGACAUUGUACGUCACUUCAAUGGGGAUUACAAAGGGAAAAAGAGCGUUCCUGGAAAACCCAUUCAUUCCCCUUCUUCAAGGAUGUCCACCAUAAACAAUUCAGCAAAUAAAUCACGGCCCAAACCAGGGGUCAGAUCCAUAGAGACUCAGUCAUAUCGUACUGCAGAGUCACAAAACAACCUCCUCAAUCAGCUGUUUGGCCAAAGACUUACUAGCUUUAAAAUUCCUUUAAGGAAGGACAGUUCUGAAUCCAUCAAUUAAGGUUUAAAUGGAUGCAAUUAAUGAGGAGAUGAUUAAGUGAUCCACUAGGCGUGUGAUUAUGGCAAUUUAUUCAUGAGACUAGGAUUGUAUGGCCCUCCUCUGUGAAAUAAUUUAUUUUCACUUUGUUUAGUCACUUUAUUGCAUUCCUCUUGUACAUGUGUAUUUACAUAUAUGUGAAGACCAACAACAAAAUUUAUGAACAUAAGAUGAAUUUGUUGGUUACAAAUAAGUUUAUUUUUUUCUCUAUUUUAUAGUUAAGCAUUAUCUCUAAGAGACUGUAUUUCAUAUCAGCAAAGAAAAAUGUUUGGGAAAAAAGUUUACUUGAAAAUGAACUGAGACUAUUUUGUUUUCCAAAAAAUGCAUGACACUUACAUUACAUGUUCUUAGAUGUUUUCCUAGCAACAGGACCAAAGGACAUCGUAAAUCUGACAUCGGUGUCAGUGUGCCUAUUUUAUAUGCUUCAGAAAAUUACUCUUUUAUAAUCUUUCACUUUACUGUAUUGCGGAGACACUCAUAAGUAUUAGCUUUUCUAUCCACACUAAUUGGUGCUAUACUAUUUUAUUAUUAUUAUUUGCGUAAUGUGAACACAAUUGUCUUAUAACUGAAGGGAACAUGUAGCAAUUAUUAAUCAACUCAUUGCUGGUACUCAGCAGUUUUGGAGAAAGGGACAAAAACAUUACUGUGUAUAGAGCAAUCAAAAGAAAUGGUUCAUGUGUGUCCUAAUUUGAGCUUUUCGGAGGAGGGCAGAGGAAUAGUUUUUUCUUUCACAAACUUUUCACAUACUGCAAGUUAAAUUUCAAAUGUAAUAUGAACUCAGGUGCUAUCAAGGACAAUUAUUGCGCAUGAAACCCUUAGGAAUUUUUCCCAUGCACUGAUGUUUUCACAAACCCUCCACAUGAUCAUGUCCCCCUGUUCUUUAAUAAUUCCUAUUUACGAGAACAAAAGGUGCUUUGUUUAUAUGUAUCGUAUAUUGUAUAAUAUUGUAGGUAGAUUGUUUCCAGUGCAAUGCGUAAUGUCAAAGUUCUAUUUUAAUAAUGUGCAAAAGAUGAAGAGUAAAGAAAGGGAAAUGCAGAGCCUACUUAAAGCUCCUGAGUGGAUCACAAAGUGUAUCAUAUAAACUUUGUUAUUAAACUUCUUU